Cololabis saira (Pacific saury) is the source of this 4567-nucleotide messenger RNA. RefSeq names its product interleukin 2 receptor, beta (gene il2rb). Gene Ontology annotation, cellular component: external side of plasma membrane. NCBI's taxonomy places the organism in Eukaryota, Metazoa, Chordata, Actinopteri, Beloniformes, Belonidae. Gene Ontology annotation, biological process: cytokine-mediated signaling pathway; immunoglobulin mediated immune response. Bases 554 to 2245 code for a protein of 563 amino acids. Gene Ontology annotation, molecular function: protein binding; cytokine receptor activity. The transcript has 10 exons. The record is from RefSeq and is a predicted model, not a curated record.
UCAUAUAUUCUUAUGUUAUAACAUAAAUGUCUUCUAACAACGUAUUUUAUUUCUCAUAUUUCUCUUUUAGCUUGUUUAUUUAUAUCUAAGUGAGUUACUGUUACACGUACACUCACGUCACUUAUAGUCCAGCUCACCUCAAGCUUUGAUGGGGGGAAAAACAGAGCUGGCUGACUCAUAACGUGCAACUAUAUUUGCAUACAUUUUCUUAAGGUGACAUAUUUUAGUGCCUGCUGCAUCUAACCGACUGACUGACUGACCUUUGAGUUCUGCAAAGCAGAAACCACCAGCCCGUAAAAGUGAGAAGUAAGCCGUGUGACGCUGUAGCUGCUACAUCUACACAGGACCGCUGACGCUUAGACGAGGUCGAUCAUCUCCCCGCAGCGCACCGAGACUGGCGCCUCUGCUUUUGGCGAGGCUUUGUCGAAGCUUUAUCGAGACCCCGGCAGCUGCCGCCUCUCUCAGGGUUUUUGUUUGUUUCCUAUCACGUCUCCGUUCGGCCGAUGCUUCCAUCUGACAGAAACGAGCUGCAGAUCGCGUCCCAAUCCAGGCCAUGGAGGGGCUGUGGUUCUUGCACAUCCUGGCCGCUCUGUUUCCAGUGCAUGCUUCUCACCAAGUCUCCCCCGGACUCAUCUGUACCACUGACUUUAUCAACAAUGUCAGCUGUACUUGGGGCGGCUCUCGGGGGGGUUCUGGUACGGACUGUUGGAUUUCUGGAGUGAAGAAGGUGUGGAAUAUCAAGACACAACAAUCCAAACCAGUCACUGAACGUUGUGAGCUAAAAGAACAUGGAAACUCUCCUCCCGGCUGCAGUUUUGUCUUUGCAAACAGUGAAUUCUUCAGUAAUGAGAAGAUGGACCGGAUCAGCAUCAGGUGUGGCGACAAGUGGAUGGAAAACCUCACGGACUACAACCUAAUGCAUCACAUUAAGAUGCAUCCUCCAGACACCCCCACUGUCAACACGUCCAACGGCACCUGGAUAUCAUGGACUCCGGGCAGUCCGGUUUCCUACUUAAUAAAAAGAUUUGACUUCCAGGUUCAGAUCAAAAAGAGCAACCAGUUAUGGAGGGACGCCAGGAAUUUCUCUGUCUCUGGGCAAGAGCUGAGAGUACCUGCAGGGAGCCUGACGGGAGAGCUGCAGGUCAGGGUGAGAGUCAUGCCAUUUAAACGGCCCGGAAGCCAGUGGAGCAACUGGAGUCCAGCAACAACCUGGGUAGAGGCGACGGACACGGUGGAUAUUCAAGACUGGCCGGUUCCGAUUUCUCUCAUAGUGGCCGGAGCCGUGCUUUGUCUGUGUCUCAACAUUGUUCUGAUUCUGAUCUUUAACAAGUGCUGCCAGUCCAGAGGGCUCCUCAGAAGGAAGCCGGUACCAAACCCAUCCAAGUACUUCCACACUCUCCAAUCCGUCCACGAAGGAAAUCUAAAGAAAUGGCUAAAUCCCGUGUCACUCCCGGAGUCGUUCUUCACGGCCCAGCCUCGCGAAGACAUCUCCCCAGUGGAGGUGUGUAGGGACUGGGAUGAGGUGCCCUCACCGUCUCAGUCGUUGACCAGUGCCCUGCUCCACUCCCAGGGCUAUCCUUCAUCUGGCUCCAACAUCAUCGUCUACAACUCGUCCUCCAUGUCCACCUUCUCCAACAUGGGCUACUUCAUGUCGAGCUCCUGCAGCAGCUCAGCCCAAAGUCACGGCAGUCAAGCCUACUUCACCUAUAAAGAGGAUUUCCAACAUCUGCCCAAAAGCCACGACCUUAACCUCUCCUUGUGCAUGCCUCUCACCUCAUGUCCUUCUUAUGAAUCUCUCAAGAGGGAACCAGUGAGUCCAGACUCUGGUUUUGGCAUUGAAAAUGAAAAUGAACAGAAUGAGGCAAGAGAUAUGGAUAAAGAAGAGGACGAGGUUUUCAAUGAUCAGCAUUCUCCCAUUCUCAUCCUCCCUGUACAUAUUCCCUCCUCCUUUCCUCCAGUUCAUCCUCAGCCUCCCACCCUCGUGCAGACCUCUGGCAGCCUUCAGGUGGAUGAGGAUGUGGAUGUGGAUGUGGAAGUGGAUGUGGAUGUGGAUGUGGAUGUGGAUGUGGAUGUGGAUGUGGAUGUGGAUGAGGAUGAGAAAGAGGAAGCAGCAGGUGAGAGUUCAGUUUCACGGCUGGUCACAGGUGGUGUGUGCCGCUCUUCCUCCAUGCCUGUGGAACCCUGUAAAACUGGAUAUCUGACACUCAAAGAGCUGCAGACAACGUUCAGCAAUAAAUCCAUCUGAAAACAUGUGAUUAAAAUCUCCAUUAGUUUAUUUUAAAGGAGAUGUCACAUGCUACUCAAAGGUUACUUUGGGUGGUUUAGGCUGAAAGUUCAAGGAGCAACAUUUCUUAAAAGAAAUCAAAUAUUCUUUCAAAUAAACAGAAAUAUAUAUUGUAUUUUAUUUUUUUAAAUUGUGCUGCUUUGAUUAUAUAUCAGUUACAUGUUUGGGUCAAAAUACCACAGUGAAAGAGUAUCUCUGUAUUUUUAGGUUAAUUGUUAAUUUAGACAACAAUAUUUUUUUUCCUUCAAAUCAUUUCUCCUUUAAAAUAUAUCAGUUUCAAUUUCUAUAGUGUCUAUUACAACCCAACUUGUCUCUAGGUGCUUUCCAGAGACCCAGAACAUGAACCCCUGAGCAAUUAUUGCAUGAGCAAUGGCAGGUAAAAAAACUCCCCUGGUGGGGGAAAAACCUUAAGCCAAACAGUAGCAAGAAAAACUCCCCUUUAGGAGGGAAGAAACCUUGAGCAGGACCUGGAUCAUACGAAUGAAGGACAGAGAAAUGGGAGACACAGAUAUUAUUGUCACUGGUACACAAGACAAGAUAUAUUAGCAUUAAUUAUUCCUUAGUGGGAGAACUAAGAGUUCUAUGUUCAUAUGACUGAUACCUGGUUAGUUGGUGGACGACAGAGACGACUAUAUGAACAGAUGUAGACAGCAGACGCUGAGAUGGUUAGAGGGGGGGACUGCAGGUCAGCAUGCAGCUCCUAAAGCUCUGGCCUGCAAACCUGUACAGAGGAGAAAACGAAGAGCCAGUCCAGCGCAACAAACUACAAUAGUAAUGGUUCCUGAUAGCAGGAGACCCGCCCUCCAAAUACACAUUUGACUACGAGUAAAUCUGCACCUGAGAACGGAGAGCUCUGUUGGGAACAUAAGGCACUAUCAGGUCAUGCAAAUAUUGCGGAGCUAAGAUGUUUUGGGCUUUAUACGCAAGUAAUACAUUUUUUUAUUGGAGUUUUACGGGGGCCAAUGGAGUGAGAGUAACACUGGAGAGACGUGGUCUCUCUUGCUGAUUCCUGUCAGCACUCGAGCUGCUGCAUUUUGGAUCAGUGGAGGAUAUUCAGCAAUAAAUUUGGACAUCCUGCUAAUAAUACAUUACAGUAAUCUAGUCUAGAAGAUACAAACGUGUUAUUUCGUUUUUUUAGCAUUUUCAGGAUGCUCCUAAUCUUUGCGAUAUUAUGAAGAUGGAAAAACAGUGUAGUACAAACCUGAUUAAAAUGUUUAAACCACAAAUCCUGAUCGAAUAUAACUCCAAAGUUUCUCACAGUUGUAGUGGAGGCCAUCAUGAUGUCAUCUAAUCCCUAAGGUCAUUGGGACCAAAGAGAAUAACCUCUCUUUUAUCAGAAUUUAGAAGUAAAAGAUUAGUGGACAUCCAGUCCUCGAUGUCCUUGAUAAAUGCCUGAAGUAUGGCUCGGAGUUCUGUCUGUACUUUCUGUAAAAUGUUUGAGUAGAGCAUCUUUACAGCUAACUUUUACCAUUUUUAAUCAUUAUAAUCAGCCUAUUUAACCUCUAAACCUUUAAUAUAUUGUGUUAGCUUUAGUUUUUUGAUGAGAUUGUUUUUACAGUGAACAGAAUCACAACAAAACAAAUGCAGGUAUGAUGAAACUGUGAUGAAACAGUCUGAUCAGCCAAAGUCAGCUGAUACUCUAAACUCUCCAUCAUUUAGUUUCUAUGACCUCAUUGAUUCUUAUCAAUGAACACCACCCUCAGGGGCUGAUGGGAGAUGCAGUUUUUUUAGUUUUAAACACCUAUGCUGUAAGAACCAAUGGAAAUUAUCAUUUCAUUUUACAAUGAUGCUUUGAAAAAAGUUCUUCAGGAACUUUGAAGGCAGGUAAUCAUUUUUUUUUUUUUUUAUUGUGUAAAUAGUAUCUAUGUUUGACGUUGUUUUGAGUUUGAGUGUUUGAUAGACAGUAUAUGUCCACUUCUUGAGUUCCUGGGACUAAUUAUGCAUUAAAUACUUUUAUCAAACACUGAUUUACUGUUGAAAGAAAGGCAGCUGGUUUGCCGUCUAUGUUGGUGUGUGUUACCUUCGUACCUCUUCUGAUCUUUAAUCUCAUCCCAUAUCACCAAAAGAAAAAGAUCAUAGCUGCACCUGGUGCCCUUGACAGACAGUAACCAUUGACAUUUGUGUCCUCGGUCACAGCAGAUUGUAUUAGAGCUCUUGUAAAUGAUUGAGGUCAAUGGCAAAAUGUCGACUUGCCUUGUCUCUACAUGUGCUGCAAUGUUUCCAUGACAUAUGUACAGAGACCAAAGAAAAUAAAAGCUCUGGUAGAAAUGGGUCACCCCGUGA